AUGUCGUUUCUUCUCGAUCGUUUUCCAGCUGAACUUGUCCAUUGUGUUUUCAAAUAUUUUUGGGCUCAUGAAAUUCUUUAUUCAUUCGGUAAUAUAACUUGUUAUAUGAAUAAUAUUCUAAUCAAUUAUUCAAAUUAUAUGAUUAACUUUCAAUCGAUUCGAAAACGUGAUUUUGAUCUAAUUUGUCGCUAUCUUCGACCAAAACAAGUGGUUUCAUUAAUUUUAUGUGAAGAUGAAGACACACCAGAUCUUCUAAAAUUAUUCUUCUCUUUAUUUUCUAUGGAUGAAUUUAUCAAUUUACGUGGAUUAAAACUUAUUCAUUUAAAAGAAGAAAAUGAAUCAUUAUGUUUGGUUUUACCUAAACUUUCCAAACUUGUUUUUCUUCAAGUUGAUAUGAAUAUUCAUCUUCAUUUCAUUUUAACUCCAUCAUCAUUAAAACAAUUAAUUAUAAAUACACCUGAAAAUGUCCAAUUAAAUAUCGAUCCAUUUAUUACACAUAUUCAAUAUGAACAUAUACAUUCAUUAUCAUUAUCAACUUGUUCAGCGGAAAUGUUACGAAAAAUUCUUCGUCAAGGAGUUCAAUUGAAAAAAUUGAAAAUAAUCUUUACAUUACAUAAUCAAGAUGAAUUUGACGAAUUUGCUCAAAUUCACCAAGAGCAAAAAAUGAUGUAUCCUCUUCUUUCACUGUCGUUUUCUCUGAAUGGAUGCGGUCGUACCAUAAAACGUGUUCAUGUCGAACAUUUUCUUCUUCCAUUUCGCUGCUUACGAAAUUUAGAAAUGAUUUUUCCAUUCAGUGUUCAAAGUCAAAUUUACGAAGCAAAUCGAUGGGAAGAAUUUCUUCCUAAACAUUUACCAAAUUUAUCGACAUUUAAUUUUUCUUUCGGAUGUCAUCAUUUCGAGGAAAGUCUUAUUGAUCAAUAUCGUCAUUCAUUUUGGCUCGAUAAACAUUGGUAUGUAGCUUGUGAUCCUUUCUAUUCCUCGUUUUUUACGGUACCUCAUUUUCUCCCAACAUCAUGGCAUUGUUCAUCUCUUCGAAUUUCAUCCAAAUUAACAACAUUACCUCUUGAACAACAUUAUCUUGCUUUCGAUCGAGUGACAAAGUUGACAUAUGAUUCGAAUCAAUGCAAAGAAUCUUCGAAAUUUAAAUUUAUUGAAAAACUAUUUCUUGAAAUUCCAUAUGUCGAAGAGAAUAUUUUCAAUUUCUCAAAAGUACGAACAUUAGUCGUUCGCGCUCCACAAUGGUCAUUUAGAAAAUUAACAUUAUUGAUUAAACAAUCGAUGCCUUCGGUGAUUUAUUUAACUCUCAAUUGUACUUAUCAAGAUGUUCCCAAUGUUUCAUUAGAACAAAUUCGAACAUUACAUUUGACGCAAUUCGGUCGUGUGCAAAAUUAUCAUUUAUUUCCAUGGAAUAAAGUUUUUCCAUGUAUUGAACGGUUAUUUGUUGUCAUUAAUUCAAAAAAGCAAAUUCCCAUUUUAAUUGAUCAUUUCAAAACUAUGGUUUGUGGCCAUUUUAGCAUUGAUAUGGCUUUUAUAGGUCGAAAUAAAUCGAUUCAAAUGUCAUUAGAAUGGUUAAUUAAACAUACGAAUCGUUUACGAAAUGAUACAAACAAGAAUUUUAUAUGUGAAAUUAAUCAUCAAUACUACUUUUCAGUCGACAUUUGGAUUGGUGAAACGAACAACGAUUGA
This is a messenger RNA of Adineta ricciae, 1686 nucleotides long. Lineage: Eukaryota; Metazoa; Rotifera; Eurotatoria; Adinetida; Adinetidae. The record is from the annotation of a GenBank genome assembly.